CUAGGAUUAUCAUCUUCUUGAAGUAUUCGAUUCCAAUCGAUUGGUAUCCUGAUUUGUAGUGCUCAGGCCGAUACUACGAAUAAAUGUGUCCACACAGCUCUGAACUGUUAAAAAAAAGACCCAGUGUGAGUUGUCGAAAUAUCAUACCAUUACAGAUUGUCAAAAGGGUGUUUUCCUACCUGUUUAAUUGGUAAAGUUGUUCUAUGUUGGCACUAAUGUUUUAAACAAUGCAGUAUCUCGAGAUUAUGUUAAUGUAAUGGCAUCAUUUGAACUCACGGUUUCUCGUAACCUGCAAUGUCCAAUUUGUUUAGACCUUCUCAGUGAUCCUAAACAGUUAUCAUGCACACAUACGUUCUGUAAAAAAUGUCUUAGUGAUAUUCUAGCAUGUUCAUCAAAAGACGAGGAAAACACAUUAAUAUGUCCAAUAUGUCGUGGCACAACGCAUGUAAGGGAUGGCAAUAUUGUAAAUCUAAAUACAAACGUUCCUCUUAUGUCCCUUGUUGAUGACGUCAGGAACAGUCAACAGCUCUGUGAAAUGUGCGAUACGCAAUCAAGAGCUGUACACUUCUGCUGCGACUGCGGUAAGAAUAUGUGUAACGCAUGUCUUGAGCUGCACGGCAAAUGGCCACCUCAUCUCAAACACAAAGUAGUGGGUGUCGAAGACAUCAGAGAGGGCAAGGUGGUCCUAAAGAAGAAGGUCUACUGUCAAGAAGAAGUACACGAAUCAGAUGACGAAAAAUAUGUAUGUAAAGAUGUAUGCACUACUUGUAAGAAGCUUAUAUGUAUGAGAUGCAUAUUCUACCACGAUAAGAAAGGCCACACAGUUCAAGAUGCGGGGGAGUACAAUACUUCCUUUAAGAAGAACAUUGAAUCCCUACAGGCUCUGGGUAAGACCAAAGCGACAACCGUCAAGAAUCACAUGACAUGUGUUGAUAAUCAGCUGAAGCGUGUCACUGAUCACAUCGAUGGAGAAAAUGCUAAAAUGAACAAGAUAUGCGAAGAGGCUAUCAACAAAAUAAAAGAGAGGAAUGCGAUCAUGAACAAGCAAUUCAAUGCACAGAAAGAGAAGUUAUGUCAAAUUUUGAAAAACAUGAAAGUUGCUGAUGAGAGGUUGGUUACGAGUAUUGAGAGUGCGAGUGAAUUGGCGAGUAAUAGUUUGAAAGCCCCACUAGAAGGGGACGCUGUUGCCAUUCGUGAUUCACUGUCUGGUGAAUUGAAGAAUGUACUACAUCAAAAUGAUCCCAAGAAGAAGCUUGCUAGUGAUGUAGCUGAUCGUGCAGAGGAACUGACGUUUACACCAAUCAGCCAUCCUGAUCAAUUAUCCAUGGGUGAACUCCGGUUCGUAAAAUGCGAGUCGAAAUGCAAUGUUACACUAUCAAAGAAAGGUAGUAUGGAUGUCAUGGCUGCUAUGAAAAACGGUAAGAUGGCUGUUGGAUUUUGCAAAGGAGGGAUCGAAAUCUUCUCUGAGGUUGGGGAAUUGCAGCAGACGGUGCUCAAGGAUAUUAGUAUCCGUGGGUUAGGAUUCCUCUCUGAUAGUCGGUAUGUUGUACGAAAUACAGUUAAUAACAUAUCAUUGUACACAUCAGAGUAUGAGAAGCUUGAUGUUUCAUUCAACACUCUAGAUGACAGUGUCGGUGGACAUGGUGGUCUCACUGUAGACAGUAAUGAUCUGAUCUAUGUCAGCUACAGGAGAGCCAAGAAGAUCCAGGUAUUCUCACCAGCAGGCGGGAAGGCGAUCAGGGAGAUUCAAUGUAAUGCAUAUGAGCCAAGCCAAAUCACAAGUUAUCGUGAUUCAUUGAUCGUUCAACGGAAUGGCAAAACGACAAUCCGUAUCGAUAAACAGGGUGAUGUUACGCAUAGAGUAGUCAGUUCGAGUGGUCAUAUCCUCUUUGCUAGUGUGACUAAAGGUAAUUUAGUUCUGAUUGCCUCUGUUAGACACGCAGAAGGGCUGCUCAAUAUCGAUGAGUACACCAAUGACCUGAAUCACGUCAAGAAUGUCAUCUCUGAUUACAAGAUUAAAAAGUCUGAGAGAAUUUGGUACUACUUUCAGCAGUUCCAAUCAGGAGAGCUAGGCUUCUGUACAUCGGAGAGGCUCUACAUAUUUAACCUAUCCACCACUCCAGUUAACCAGUGA
Molecule: messenger RNA, 2134 nt
Organism: Strongylocentrotus purpuratus (purple sea urchin)
Lineage: Eukaryota; Metazoa; Echinodermata; Echinoidea; Camarodonta; Strongylocentrotidae
Exons: 1
Coding region: 257-2134 (625 amino acids)
Biological process (GO): positive regulation of DNA-templated transcription
Cellular component (GO): chromatin; nucleoplasm
Molecular function (GO): ubiquitin-protein transferase activity; zinc ion binding
Source: RefSeq, a predicted model, not a curated record